Punctularia strigosozonata HHB-11173 SS5 is the source of this 372-nucleotide messenger RNA. RefSeq lists its product as uncharacterized. Gene Ontology annotation, molecular function: protein tyrosine phosphatase activity. The coding region runs from base 1 to 372 and encodes 123 amino acids. NCBI's taxonomy places the organism in Eukaryota, Fungi, Basidiomycota, Agaricomycetes, Corticiales, Punctulariaceae. The transcript has 3 exons. The record is from RefSeq and is a predicted model, not a curated record. Gene Ontology annotation, cellular component: cytoplasm; nucleus.
AUGACUCCGUGGGAGGUAGCGACUCUGCUUUGCAGUGUUACGAUGAUGCGUCAUGAUUAUGCUAUCAUUGAUGUCCGCCUAGAUGACAGAGAAGGUGGUCACAUUUCUGGAAGUGCUCAGUGGCCUGCACAGACCUUCUAUGAUAACCUGCUGACAUUCUUCGAGCAGUUCCCCGGAACGACCCAAGUGAUCUUCCACUGCAACAGCUGUAGUGCAGGAGGUCGUGGACCACGAUGUGGGGGAUGGUAUCAGGACUACCUCGAUGACAAGGGACAUACGGAAUCCGCAGGGUACGUGCUGGAAGGAGGCAUCAAGGCCUGGCUCAAGGCGUUCGGCGAAGAGAGUACUAUGGUGGCAUAUGAGCAAAACUAA